Cryptomeria japonica (Japanese cedar) is the source of this 2239-nucleotide messenger RNA. RefSeq lists its product as uncharacterized. NCBI's taxonomy places the organism in Eukaryota, Viridiplantae, Streptophyta, Pinopsida, Cupressales, Cupressaceae. Gene Ontology annotation, molecular function: phosphoprotein phosphatase activity. The transcript has 7 exons. Bases 404 to 1957 code for a protein of 517 amino acids. The record is from RefSeq and is a predicted model, not a curated record.
AGCCCUCUAAUAUUCCCGUUGCAGCUCCGGAGGAAUUGGAAAUUGUGGGACCUCGGUCACAUGCGACUCAAGUUGCCCGGUAAUAGAAAGGCGCACGAAUUCAAAUAAAGAUAUUUUCCCAGUCUUACUCGACACUUGACUGGUGUGUGCUAAGAGAGGUUGAAUGCGAGAAGCUACGCGGCUCUUUCCGCUCUUGCUGCUGCUGCUGCACUGGCAAUGAUCAAGGAGAGGAAUGUUGGUGUUAUUUACUUAUGUACUUCUGUGAGCAACUUCCCAGCCUCAAAAAUGAUAAAAUUGAUUGCUGUAGGUGCCUAGUUAUUUGUUUUCUGUACACAAUUGCCCUUUGGGUUUCCUCAUAGCUUGUCAAUAUCUAUACAUUAAGUGAAACCCCUCAUAGCAAAGGAUGAAGACCAAGUCGAGGAAGUCUUCCACAAGAAUUAGUAAUGGAGACCAGGCAUGCCUCAGUUCUAAUAGGAGACGCAAAAAAUUUCAUCAUGAUCUUCAGGCAAAGGAUAGAAAAGCUGCAGAAUUGAUAACAUCUACACAAAAGCGUAGAAUUGUUCAUGUAUCAACCGGCAUUUUUUCUGCCAAGCGUGAAAAUGUGCCAGGGAAAGGUGUCAAGACUCUUAAUGACUCCGUGGAGUUGGCUGAGGAUGUUUGUCGGGAUCUGAGAUUAGCAUUUUCUACCAUUGAUAGACCAUGCAUUGAACGGAAGGUUUGUAUUCCGAAGAUUUCUCCACCUGUUGUGGAAACCAUAUUUUCACCUGUUUACCAUAUCCCAGCAGAUGCUGCAGGUGGAACAUUGACAAUUUCAACCAAUAUAGUUGAAGAAGGGGGACUUCUGGCUCAGAAAAAUUAUAUGGCAGAUGACAGAAAUGGUAAUGGUUCUACACAUGAAGAACACAAAAAGAGUUCAAAGGAUACAUCUAGAGCAGGGAGCCAACAGGAUGGGGAUGUGGCUAGGCUUUCUACUGAUGUGAGAGAGUUGGUCCAAACUCCUUCAAGGAGUCCAGGUAGUCUGCAUGAAAAUGAGCUGGUUGGUUCUCAAGCAACUUUAGAUGUUAAUCAGAAUAUUAUUGAAUGGCCAUUUGUGGAUGAAAACAAAUCACAUGAUCAUAGACAUGAUUCAGAAUCAAUUGAAGAGGGUUUGCUAAAUUCUGUUGGGGCAUCCGUGUUUCUUGCAAUGCAACAAACUAAGUCAUUGGAGUGCAAUGAUGAAACCAAUCAGGAGUCCAGAGUUCCAGAUGAAGAGGAUGAUUUAGAUGACUUUGAUCCAUAUUUAUUCAUUAAAAACUUGCCACAUCUUUCAGAAGUGGUUUCAUCUUUCCGGCCUAUGUUGCUUCCAAAGCAAACACGGAGAUGUCCACCGAUCACGCUAGUCUUAGACUUGGAUGAGACCCUUGUACACUCAACACUAGAGCAUUGUGAUGAUGCAGACUUCACUUUUCCAGUUUAUUUCAAUUUGAGAGAGCACACAGUGUAUGUGCGAUGUAGGCCUUAUCUCCAAUUGUUUAUGGAUAGGGUGGCAGAUAUGUUUGAAAUUAUUGUAUUUACAGCUAGUCAAAGCAUCUAUGCAGAGCAACUCUUAAAUGUUCUGGAUCCUAAACGGAAGCUUAUCCGUCACCGUGUAUAUCGUGAGUCAUGUGUAUUUGUAGAGGGUAACUAUUUAAAGGAUUUGACAGUUUUGGGGCGUGAUCUUGCACAAGUAGCAAUUAUUGACAACUCACCCCAGGCAUUUGGAUUCCAAGUAGACAAUGGUAUUCCUAUUGAGAGCUGGUUUGAAGAUCGUUCAGACUCUGCUUUGAUUUCAUUGCUUCCUUUCCUGGAAACAUUAGUAGGAGCGGAUGAUGUUCGUCCAAUCAUUGCUAAGAAAUUUAAUCUUCGUCAGAAAAUAGCAGCAGCCAUAGAACACACAUCAUUUGGAAACAGAGGGAAUAUGUUUGAUCAACACUCUUGAGAAUGCAUAUGGUUGUAUUGUAUUUGUUAUAGCACUGACGAUGUUUAUUUAAAUCUGUUACUGCAUAAUAAUUUUUGGCUUUUUUUUAUGUUACCAUUCUAGUCCAUUGGUCACGUGUAUGGAUAAUUGCAUGUUCACAGUCGUUUCAUUGCACAUAAUGCAGCUUGCGUUGUAAUUUCCAGAAGCUUGUUGUCAUGUUUUUUGCCUUGUAAAUCAAUUUGGCUGGGUGGCCAAUGUUUUUGUUAUAUAAUAACAAGUGUUUAAUUGUCGCUUCCAAAUCAA